AUAUCCCUGCGUCGCAUCCACCUUCUGACAUUUUCAAUGACAGUUUGCCCACAUUUUGUUACAUUUCUUUGAUAUCAAAGGUGGUCAAAUCAUAAGGUGACCGCUAUGCACAGAGCUGCACAUACAGCUGUAUAUUCCUGUUCUAAUAUCGUCGGUCCAGCCAUGAUUCGCCAGUGUUUAAAAUGCAGAGUGCCCCAGCAGCUGAGCUCACGUGCGUACAGUGUGGUCCCAACCCCACGCAACAGUGAGGAGAAGGAGAUGCUGCACCGGAUCCUGCGCGUGGAUCACGCGGGUGAAUACGGGGCCAACCGCAUCUACGCCGGCCAGAUGGCAGUGUUGGGUCGGUCAAGUUUAGGACCUCUCAUCCAGGAAAUGUGGGAUCAAGAAAAGGUACAUCUUGCAAAAUUCACUGAGAUUCUGGCAGAGAGCAGAGUCCGCCCCACAGCGCUGUUACCCUUCUGGAACGUCGCUGGCUUUGUAUUAGGUGCGUCCAGUGCACUGCUGGGAAAAGAGGGCGCCAUGGCCUGCACUGUGGCAGUAGAGGAGAGUAUUUCAGAGCACUACAACAGCCAGAUAAGAGCUCUGAUGGAGGAGGACCCCGACAGAUACACUGAACUGUUACAAGUGAGUCAGCCACUGUUGUACUGUAUUACUUAUAGUACAUGCUAAUGCCUUUUUGUGGUGAUAAACGA
Molecule: messenger RNA, 692 nt
Organism: Notothenia coriiceps (black rockcod)
Lineage: Eukaryota; Metazoa; Chordata; Actinopteri; Perciformes; Nototheniidae
Gene: coq7
Product: coenzyme Q7 homolog, ubiquinone (yeast)
Exons: 4
Coding region: 106-669 (187 amino acids)
Biological process (GO): determination of adult lifespan; ubiquinone biosynthetic process; regulation of reactive oxygen species metabolic process
Cellular component (GO): mitochondrial inner membrane; nucleus
Molecular function (GO): 3-demethoxyubiquinol 3-hydroxylase activity
Source: RefSeq, a predicted model, not a curated record